This is a messenger RNA of Apis florea (little honeybee), 3551 nucleotides long. Its product is annotated as ubiquitin carboxyl-terminal hydrolase 38. NCBI's taxonomy places the organism in Eukaryota, Metazoa, Arthropoda, Insecta, Hymenoptera, Apidae. Gene Ontology annotation, biological process: protein deubiquitination; ubiquitin-dependent protein catabolic process. Gene Ontology annotation, molecular function: cysteine-type deubiquitinase activity. Gene Ontology annotation, cellular component: cytosol; nucleus. The record is from RefSeq and is a predicted model, not a curated record.
AUGAAUACUGAACAAAUUCUUAAGUACGAUAUCAAACAAUGUUUAAAUUUAAUAAUAACUGGUAAGAAUGGAGAUGUUAUUGAAGGAUGGACCAGACUUCAAAAAUUAGAAAGUGAGCCUGUAUAUGGGCAAUUAAAUAAUUAUGAAAAUAUUUUACGAGAAAUACUCAAUGAUGAAAUAAAAAAUAUACAAGAAGUUUCAAGAAUUAUGAUUUGGUUUUCAAAAUAUUUGAUGGAGAAACCAUUUACUGUUCAUCCAAUUUCAAAUGAUAUUGCAACAAUGUUAAGAAAUACAGAAAUCAGUGAUAUGUCUCAUUUGACAAUGAUACUUCAAGUAUUAUUAGAACACAGUGUAUAUUUACCAGAAUCUGUGAGUCAUUCAAAACUUUGUGAAGCAAUUGUUAUUAGUUUGUCUACUUUUGUAAUGCCAUGUGAUCCAAAAAAGAUUUCAGAAUUUAAUGACAAUGCUACAAAAGUACAAAACUUUUUAAAAAUAGUAAGAUCAAAAUCUAAAAACAUUGAAAAUGAUAAUUUAAUUUUCAUAUGUUUGCAAACAUUAUAUAGAAUAAUAUCUGAUACUAAACAAAAACAAGAUCCUGGACCUGGUUUAGCUGCUGUAUUACAAGUAGUAGAACCUUCUAUUAUACCACAAGCUGUUAAUUGGAUUCUUUCUGAAUCACAUUCUGAUGCCCAAUUAACUCAAGCUUUAAAAGUUUUAUGUAGUUGGCUUCCAAAAUGGAUAGGUGAUCGACUAAGUAUUUGGAUUAUGGAAUUUAUACUUGGAUUAGAAAAAAGACAUAAAUAUUCAAUACUUAUUGAAGUUACAAAAGCAAAGAUUGAUGUAAUGUUUCGUGCUUUAUCUGUACCUGUAUUUCGUCAAAAUGCUUCCACAAUUAUAUUUUAUAUAUUAAAAAGACAAGGAUCCAACCUUGUUCAAAGUAUAGUAAGAAACACACAAAUAGUGAUAUCUUUUUUUUUAAUGAAAGAAGAUUCUGAAUCAAGCAAGGAAUGCAUACAAAAUUUAGUUGAUAUUAUGAAAAUACUUACAUUAAGAUUUUCAAAUCAGCGCGUUUGCAAUAAUUUAGAAAGUAGCUUUCCAGUUCAGCCACGAAUGCACAUUAUUAAAGAAAUAUGGAAUGAGCAUGUUUGGAUAGAUGAAAUGGAAGAAAUUGAACCAAUAAUUGAAUCUCCAAAAACACAUUUGGGAAAAGUUGGACUUUCAAAUCUUGGAAAUACAUGUUAUAUGAAUAGUGUAUUACAAGCAUUGUUAAUGACUAAACAAUUUUGUUAUGAAGUAUUGAUGUACAAACCUUUAAGCAAAACUGAUGACCAAAUUGUACUUAAAAAAUUGCAAAAUCUAUUUGCUUUGUUAUUAUAUUCAAAAAGGAUUUCCUUGGCUCCAACUGAAGUUUUAUUAGCUUCACGUCCUGCUUAUUUUCUACCGGGUCAACAACAAGAUAGCUCAGAAUUUCUCUGUCAUCUUUUAGAUCUUUUACAUGAGCAAGAAAAGUCAACUACUAUAAAUGCUGAAGCUAAUUCUAAUCUUAAAUAUAAGGAUGAUAGAGAAAUAAAUGAUAUUUCAUCAAUAAGUGAGGAAGGAGCUAGUAUUAAACGUUGGACAACUGAAGAAGAUUUAAGUGGAAGUAUUGUAUUAGAAAGAAAAACACAAUCAUUAGCAGAUUUUACUCAUGGUGAAGAUUUAGCACAAGUACAGGAACUUAGUGAUUCACAUUCGGAUUCUACAGAUAGUGGAAUACAAUCUGUAGGUGGAGAAGAUACAAGUACUCAAGUACCUCUUGUGCAUAGAGUAUUAGGAGGAAAAUGUAAAAUUACUUAUCAAUGUGCUCAAUGUGAUACUAGUUCUGAUAAUACUGAUAAAUUUCGCGAUUUACAAUUAUGUUUCCCAGAAGAAAUUCAAGAAAAUCAGGAAGUUUCUGUUCAAGAUCUUAUAAAUUAUUAUCUUACACCAGAAAAAUUAACUGGUGAAAAUAAAUAUCGUUGCGAUAAAUGUAUGAAGUUAUGUGAUGCACAAAGAAUUAUAAAAAUUUUGCAUGCACCUACAUAUUUAAUUUUAAUAUUGAAACAUUUUCGUUAUGAUUUUGAUACGAGAUUAAGAACAAAAUUACGGCACAAAGUGAUGUAUAAUGAAACUAUACAAUUACCAGUAUCAACAGCAUUAUGCACAACUACAGAAAAUUAUCAGUUAUAUGCAGCUGUUGUUCAUUCGGGUUAUAGUAUGGAUUACGGUCAUUAUUUCACUUAUGCUCGGGAUUCGAAACAAAAUUGGUACAAAUUUAAUGAUAGUUAUGUUUCACAAACGACAUUUAAUGAUUUUAAGGAUUUAAAACCACCAGAUACGCCUUAUAUAUUAUUUUAUGAAAAAACUGUGCCAUUUGAAGGACUUUAUGAUGAAGAUAAACCCGAAUUAUUAACAUUAAAUAAACAUUUACAAGAGCUAGUGGCAAAUGAUACUACAGCUUAUAUUGAGGAAUUGAGACAUCAAGCUGAAAAAUCUCAACGCGGACGGCAUAAUUCAAUAUUAUUUCGAAAGAAUGAGAAUUCCGAUGAUGAAAAUCCUCCACCUAGUAACUGUCGGGGUGCAGUUAAUAUGCCUGCGAGUCGUUUCCUCUAUUGAAUUAUUUUAACAUGAAAAUGAUUAUAUUCUUUUAUAAAAUUAAUUAAUUGUUCCAGGUAAAUUUGUAAUACAUUUUCCUUAUGUUAGUAAGAAAGUUAACAGUUCCUUUACAAGUACAGUGCUAUUAUAUCAAUUGGUGUAAACGCAUUCAAGAACAGUAUUGUAUGAAAAUUUUUACAUAUUUAUUUGUUGUAGUUUUAAUAAACUUUCUGACGUGUAUUGUUCUAGAAUUUCUAUAUAUGUAGAACAAAUUUGUACAUGAUUGUAUAUUUCACAAUUAUUUUUAAUAUUUGCAUAAUAUAUAAAGAAAAAUAGGCAAAUUGUUAACAUUAAUAUUACAAUAUUAAAAUAUUGUAAAAUAUAUAUAAUGAAUUUUCGCGAAUUGUAUUUAAUAAUUUAGUAUACUGUUUCUUAUGAAUUUGAAACAAUAUUUUUCUUUUAAUGUCAUAAUGUAUUAAAUAUAAGAUUAAAAAAGUACAUUGUUAUUGGAUUUGGAAAGUGUAUUAUAAAAUUGUAAUGGAAAGAGAAUACAAACUCAGUAUUUUUUAAGAAAUUUAAUAUAAUUGGCUGUGUUUUUACAUAAUGUAUGCAAAUAGAAAACAGUAUUUAUGUAAUAUUCAAAAUACUAUCAAUUUUAUAAUCAUAUUUUGUCAUGUUUUCGCACACAAUGAUUUGAUAUCCAUUUAAACAAAUGCCUUUUGUCAUAUAAAAAGAUAAAUGUUGUUUAUUAAGCAAUUUUUUACUAAUAUUUAUUUUGAGUUCUAAUAUUCAUUAUUUGUAAAUUGAUAAAUAUAAUGUACAUAAAUUUAUAACAUAUUUGACAAAUGGUAAUUGUAUUUACAUAAUUGUGACAGAAUUGAUCAAUGAAAUUUGAAAUUUUGUUAAUUAUUGUUAAAAUAAUAAAAUUAAAAGAAAGU